This is a messenger RNA of Cladophialophora immunda, 1653 nucleotides long. RefSeq lists its product as uncharacterized. The coding region runs from base 1 to 1653 and encodes 550 amino acids. The record is from RefSeq and is a predicted model, not a curated record. NCBI's taxonomy places the organism in Eukaryota, Fungi, Ascomycota, Eurotiomycetes, Chaetothyriales, Herpotrichiellaceae. Gene Ontology annotation, molecular function: protein binding. The transcript has a single exon.
AUGGUUGAUUGUGGAAUAAAGUGCAUUCAAGACACCAUGUCGGAUUAUGAAGAUCUGGAGGCUCUCGACCAGAUGGAUCCCGUGCAUCACCAUACUGAGCAAGGCUCCCAGUCGUGGAGGAUUGUCGGGCCUACUCCUCAGCAAUGGAUUGAUAUCAAAGAUGUCUUCACCGAGUUGUACAUUGCUGAAAACAGAAAACUAAAGGAUGUCAGGGCCAUCCUGCAAAGGAAAUACGGUUUCAAUGCCAGUGAGAAGAUGUUCAAGCGGCGAAUUACUGAAUGGAAGAUCCACAAGAACUACAAAGCUAAGGACAAAGAGCUUCUGGCGAAAAGAGUCAAAGAAUACGUUGAUGCCGGACACGAUGUUCAGUCGAUCUCAUUCCGUGGAAGACCAUUGAAGCUAGAUCGAGUCAAACGCCACUACCGCAGCGACAAAAGAUUCACUCAGCUUUGGGAACAACUAUCACAGAGUCCAGAAUCCAUCUCUAUUGGCGAUAUUACAAUCAAGGAUGAGUCUCCAUCGAUGAUCCCAAAUAGAUCGAGGACCUCCCCAAACUCCAACAGUCCGCCUGGGGACUCUGACUCCAGUAUGCGAGACAGCAGUGGCCCCGGUCUCGGUGUUAUGACGGUCAACGUUCUCCCGCCGACUGACUUGUACAAUAUGCAAUCUAGCCUCUUCUACACUCGCGAGGCAGUUCAGUGGCAGUUCACGGCUUUCAACCGACUCAAGUUGAAUGAACUGCAACAUCGAUUCCCGGCCUCCAUCCCAGAAGCGGUGAAAGCCGGACAGACAGACCAAGUCUCAGCAUUUUGGCUAGGGCUCUACCAUGGCUUUGACUACUUACAGACGGGAAGAUCGGGCGAAGCGUGGAGUAAUUUCCACAUCUGCUGCAAUAUGGUACAGCCAUUGAUACAUUCUGCACCACUUCAGCUCUUAUCCUGCCUGCUGGUGCACUUUGCAACUCCAUGGGCGGGGAUGGCUGCGCUGGAGCAGCAUCUACUCAGCUUUGUCUCAUCCAUGGCAGCAAGUGCCUUGGGGAAAGACCAUCCUUAUACCAAAGCCUUAAGUACGAUGAUUGCCGCUGACAACCGCAAUCAGGUUGUUGAAUCAAUGAUGCAACUGAUAGUUGAGGGCUACGGCGCUCGACGAAAACCCAGCAAUUCGUCGCUUUUUGCCUUGCGAGUUGACCAGAUUGACAUGCUCCGAAAACGCAAGAAUUUCCAACCCGCACAUCACAUGUGUCAACAACUGAUCAAAGACAGUCAGUCCAUGCAUCCUAAACGGUAUAGGACUGCGCUAGCGGCUUUAGGGAGGUUAUAUGCGGAUCAGGACGAGGAGUUCGCUGUCGAGGGGGUGGCGCACCGCAUUCUGCAGCAUGAGACGUCAGAUUCAAGUUCGACAAAUAGUGGAAGUGCAGCUUGGGCUUGUGAUCAGCUCGCCACUCUGUGCUUGAAUCGUAAAGAAUAUGCACUAGCUGAGCGAUAUCUCCGUCGAGCGGCGCAGAUGUCUUGCACCGAGCUCCCUCACCGUGGCCCUUCGACGGGCUCUUUCGUCAAGAAGCUGGUUUUCUGUUUGAGACAGCAGGGAAAAAGCCAUCGUCUCAACCAGAUCCCUGAAGAACCAGGCGUCGAGCCUGGAGCGACCGCCAUUUGA